AUGAAGCACCCGGAUGGAUACUCAGACUUCAUCCUCAACAAGCGCGACGGCGCGUGGGCACUACGGAUGCGCCGGCACCUCAAGUCAAACACAGAGCUAGAGCGACAGCUGGAGUUAGAAGCCCGCUUCGUCUACCCGCAGUCGAGGCCGCGUUCCCGUCGCGCCGCCCUCUCCCCGCUCGCUUCAUCUACCCCUCUCGCGCCCGCGCCGCUACGUUACCGGCGAACGUCAGCGCCUCACGACGCGCCCGACGCGUGCGAAGACAUCGACGAGUGCGCCGAGCGGCCGGAGCGCUGCUCGCCCGGCGUGUGCAUCAACACCGACGGCGGCUUCGCCUGCGACUGCGACGCCGGCUUCGAGCCCAGCGACGACGGGACGGCUUGCAUCGAUCAUCGAACGGGAAUGUGCCACCGCUCGCUGGUCUCCGGCCGUUGCACCCCAGAGCCGUGGCCCAGGAGGAUCGAGUCCUCUACGCCAGCACUACCUGCACACGUCACUAAGUAA
This is a messenger RNA of Ostrinia furnacalis (Asian corn borer), 504 nucleotides long. RefSeq names its product latent-transforming growth factor beta-binding protein 4-like. Gene Ontology annotation, molecular function: calcium ion binding. The record is from RefSeq and is a predicted model, not a curated record. Bases 1 to 504 code for a protein of 167 amino acids. The transcript has 4 exons. Lineage: Eukaryota; Metazoa; Arthropoda; Insecta; Lepidoptera; Crambidae.